Molecule: messenger RNA, 832 nt
Organism: Didymodactylos carnosus
Lineage: Eukaryota; Metazoa; Rotifera; Eurotatoria; Philodinida; Philodinidae
Source: the annotation of a GenBank genome assembly
AUGUGGUCGUGGAACUAUUUAUUCUAUGAAAUAUUACCCCAGUGUACAUUAGCAAAUGUACGUGAAAGUAAUAAAGAAUUAGUUGAUUCAUUACUUAAGCGCGCAUCAAAUGAAAAUCCAUUACUCGUUAAAUUAAUGAAACGUAGUAUUACUUAUCAUCAUGGUGGCGUGAAUAACAAAGGAUGUGUAGCUGUUGAAGCUUUAUUUCGUAAUCGUUAUAUACAAAUUGUAUUCUCAACAUCAACUUUAGCAUUGGGUAUACAUAUGCCAACAAAAACAGUUGCUUUUGCAAUGGAUUCAAUUUAUUUAGAUGCUUUACAAUAUCGACAAUCGUCUGGAAGAGCUGGUAAUAUUGUAUUUCUUGAUAUACCAUUAUCGAAAAUUCGUCAUUUAACAAUAUCAUCUAUUCCAAAUAUACGUGCUCAUUUUCCGACAUCUGUAACAUUUUUAAUACGUUUACUUCAUCUAUAUACAAAAUCGAAUAAUAAAAAUGAUGCAUACAAUCAUGCAUUAAUUGCUUUAGAAUAUCAUCUUAUCUCAUCAACAUUGAAACAAAUUUUAGUUGAUAUACAAACACGUUAUCAUUGUUUACAUACAUUAGACUUUUUAUACCGUCUAGAUCUAAUUAAUUCAAAUGGUGAACUUAUUGGAUUAACUGGACUAGUAAUACAUUUACAUUAUUUUGAACCAUUCAAUAUUCUACUGAUUUAUUUAAGGGGGGGGGGGGGGGGGGGGGGGGGGGGGGGGGGGGGGGGGGGGGGGGGGGGGGGGGGGGGGGGGGGGGGGGGGGGGGGGGGGGGGGGGGGGGGGGGGGGGGGGGGGGGGGGGGGGG